Molecule: messenger RNA, 3422 nt
Organism: Pollicipes pollicipes
Lineage: Eukaryota; Metazoa; Arthropoda; Thecostraca; Pollicipedomorpha; Pollicipedidae
Product: transcription elongation regulator 1
Exons: 15
Cellular component (GO): nucleus
Molecular function (GO): RNA polymerase binding; transcription coregulator activity
Source: RefSeq, a predicted model, not a curated record
UUCCGCGGCCGGCCCGGUCCGCCCGGCCCGCCCUGGUCGCCGCGCGGCCCGUGGCGCGGCCCGCCGCCGCCGCCCUUCUUCCGCGGCCCGCGGCCGCCCUUCCGCGGUCCGCCGCCGUUCGACCCGAACUGGGGACCGCAUCCGGGCAUGAUGGGCGGGCCGAUGGGUCCGUACCCGCCUCCGCCGGGUAUGGGCAUGGGUCCGCCGCCGGGCUGGGGCGGUCCGAUGGGCCCGCCCGGCGGUCCGCCGCCCUUCCAGGGGCCGCCGCCGCAGCACGCGCCGCCGCCCCAGUUCGGUGGCAUGAACCUGGCCAACGUGUGGGUCGAGACCAAAAACGACGACGGCAAGCCCUACUACUACAACGCUCAGUCGCGAGAGACUACCUGGACCAAGCCGGAGGGCGACGGCGUGCGCAUCCUCACGCAGCAAGAGGUGGAGCAGAUGACUCAGUCGGUGGGAGGGCAGGCGGGCGGCGCCGCGGCCGCCGCCGGACAGCACAACAGGGUCAAGUCGGAGAGCGAUGCCGAGGGUGACAACAGCCAGGACUCGGACAACAAAGCGGACUCAUCGGCCGCCGCCGCGGAGGGCGCGGCCGGCGGCGGCGCGCCGCCCGUGGUGCCCGGCGGCCCGCCGCCCUUCGGCAGCGCGCCGCCUGGCCCCUUCAACAUGCCGCCGCCCUCGUGGAUGGGCGGCCCGUGGGGCGGCGGCGGCGGCCCGCCGGGGCCCGGCGGCUGGGCGCCCGGCACCGGUCCGCCGCCCACCAGCACCCAGAUGCCACCGCCCACACAGCCCGUCAUUCAGGGCGCACCAUCAGUCGACAACAAGGAGCUGGACCCGGAGCUGGUGGCCAGGGCUGCCGAGUGGACCGAGCACACGGCGCCCGACGGACGCAAGUACUACUACAACGCCAAGUCGCAACAGUCGGUCUGGGUGAAGCCGCAGCCCAUUGCCGAUCUCGAAGCGGCGCGGCUGGCGGCGCAGCAGCAGGUGGCCGCGGCGGCCGCCGCCGCCGUGGCCGCCGGCGACGUCAAGGCCGAGCCGCUUGAGGUGAAGCCGCAGCUGCAGGCGCAGUCGCAGCCGCCGCCGGCGGCCGCCACCGACGACCGCGAGUCGGCCGACGACGGCAUGGACGUGGACGACGACGAGGACUCGCGCUCGGCCUCCGAGACCAAGGAGGAGCCGGCGCCGGCCAAACAGGAGGACAAGAGCCGGCCGGUCAGCUCCACGCCCGUGCCCGGCUCGCCCUGGUGCGUGGUAUGGACGGGCGACGGGCGCGUGUUCUUCUACAACCCGUCGUCGCGUACCUCCGUCUGGGAGCGGCCCGAGGAGCUGGCUGGCCGCGCCGACGUCGACAAGAUGCUGCUGCCGCCCAAGCAGGAGCCGGCCGAGGCCAAGGAGGAGACCGGCGAGCCGCCCAGCAAGAAGGCCAAGCCCGACGAGCCGAAGAAGGAGGUGAAGGAGGAGCCGCCGAAGAAGAUCGACGUGGGCAAGGAGGCGGCCAUCGAGGCGGAGGUGCGCGCCGCCAGGGAGCGCGCCAUCGUGCCGCUCGAGAUCCGCAUGAAGCAGUUCCGGGACAUGCUGGCGGAGAAGGAGGUGUCGGCGUUCAGCACGUGGGAGAAGGAGCUGCACAAGAUCGUGUUCGACCCGCGCUACCUGCUGCUUACGUCGCGCGAGCGUAAGCAGGUGUUCGACAAAUACGUCAAGGAGCGCGCCGAGGAGGAGCGGCGCGAGAAGCGCAACAAGAUGCGCCAGAGCAAGGAGGAGUUCAAGAAGCUGCUGCAGGAGUCGGACCUCAGCGGGAAGACGUCGUUCAGCGAGUUUGCCCAAAAGUACGGUAAGGAGGAGCGUUUCCGCGGUGUGGAGAAGAUGCGCGAGAGGGAGAGCCUCUUCAAUGAGCACCUGCUGGAGAUUCGCCGCAAGGAGAAGGAGGAGCGCGCCGCCAAACGCGAACAGGUGAAGAAGGACUUCUUCACUAUGCUGCGCGAAGACAAACUGGUGAACCACCACGCGCACUGGUCGGACGUCAAGAAGCGGCUGGACUCGGACGCGCGCUACCGGGCCGUCGAGUCGAGCGGCCAGCGCGAGGACUGGUUCCGCGACCACGUGCACGACCUGAAAGAGGAGCGGCGCCGCGAGAAGCGGCGCGAGAAGGAGAAGAAACGCAAGCGUGCCAGCCGCAGCCGCAGCAAGGAGCGACGCAGCAAGAGCGGCGACGGCCAUCGCGAGAACGGCGAGCGCAACAGCCAGGAGCCGGCCGACGCGGCCGAGAGGGCGCCGCGCGAGGACGGCGAGAAGACGGACGAGGACUCUGAUGAGGAGGAGGAGCGGAAGAAGAAGGAGACGGAGGAGCGGGAGAAGCGCGAGCGGGUGGAGGCGUCGCUGCGGGAGCGCGAGAAGGAGGUGCAGCGUACGCUGGCCGAACACCUGCGCGACCGUGACAAGGAGCGGGAGCAGCACAAACACGCGGAGGCCGUGCAGCAUAUGCUGGCAGUGCUGGCGGACCUGGUGCGCACCACCGACAUCACGUGGCGCGAGGCGAAGCGACUGCUCAAGAAGGACCACCGCUGGCAGCUGAUGGACAGCCUCGAGAAGGACGAGAAGGAGAAGCUGUUCGAGCAGCACAUCGAACAGCUGUCCAAGAAGAAGAAGGAGAAGUUCAGAGAACUUCUGGACGAAUUGAACGUGGAGCUCGCAUCGUCCUGGAAGGAUGUUAAGAAGCAGAUGAAAGACGACCCUCGAUAUUCGAAGUUCUCUUCCAGUGACAGAAAAUGCGAGCGCGAGUACCGCGAAUACCUCAAGGACAAAAUGGUCGUGGCCAAGAGCGACUUCCGCGAGCUGCUCAAGGAGACCAAGAUCAUCACGCACGAGUCGCUCAAGAAGAUCACCGACAAUGACCAGCACAUGAAGGACAUCCUGGAGGUGUUGCGCAAGGACAAGCGCUAUCUGCAGUUGGACCAGAUCGCCGAGGAGCGCGAGCAGAUGAUCGUGGCCUACCUGGAGGACCUGGACAAGCGCGGCCCGCCGCCGCCGCCCACCGCCAGCGAGCCGUCGCGCCGCCUCGUCAAGUAGGCGCAGCUGGCUGCCGGGCGGGCGGGACGUCCGGUCGGCGCUGUUGCGGCGGCGAUCGGCCCGUGUGGAAUCGUGCAGGGCUCGCGGCCACGACCUGUGCGGUGUACUUUGGGCGGCGCCGCUCGCCAGGCGGGAGUGCCGCUGCGGCGGCCGGACUUGCUCGGCGCCAGUCCUUUCGUUUGCUGGGCGCCGACCCCGUGGAAACUAGUGCGAUUCCUUUGUACACAUAUCGUUGUGUUGAUUGUCGGCCGGCUCGUUUUACGUUGCCACUCGCGGUCUUCUCCAAAUCGAUUGGUGACGUCCGCUGGGAAUGAAUGUCCUUUACAGGAAACGAAUACAUUGGAGACAACGUG